Molecule: messenger RNA, 1091 nt
Organism: Paramecium octaurelia
Lineage: Eukaryota; Ciliophora; Oligohymenophorea; Peniculida; Parameciidae
Source: the annotation of a GenBank genome assembly
AUGCAAAAAUUAGAAAAAUGUUGUGAAUAACUUAAAACUCAACUUUCUGAAUCCUAACAAGAAUAAACCAAAAAUAAGGGAAAUUUGAAAUAAAACCUAAAAUUAAAGUCACUUAGUUAUAAAAAAAUUAGAUUAGUAAAAGUAGUCAUAAAAAUAAAGUUAAAUAUAUAAAUUAACAAGAAUUUGAUAUUUCCAAAGCCAGAUCAAUUAGAUAAUUGAAAUUAAGAGAAUCGGAAAUAUUCAAAUUGAAAUAAGAAUUUAUAGAUAUUGAACAUAACUUCCACAAUAAAACAGAACAUACUUAAUUGGAAACUAGUUCAACUAUGUUAAAUUCCUUAAUUGAUGGGGUAGAAAGAAGAAAUUUCAGUGGAAUUUUUACACAAAAGAGGAAUCUUGUAUUGGAAUUGUAUUAAUUAAUAACUAAAUCUAAUUAUUUAGUAGAAAGUGAUCAAAAACUGAAAUUAGAUGUACACACCUAAACAGAUGAAAAAUAUGAAUGUUAUAAUUUCAUAAAGAAAUAGGAUUCAAGUUUUUAAGAAGAAAUUUUGUCAUCUUAAUUAUCUUUCUGGAAACCUUAAUGUUCUGACUUACUGGCAGAGAGAGCAUUAUAUGAAGAGAAAUAAAACUAAUUGCAGAAUGAAAUGAAGGAAUUAUAAAUUAAAUUAGAAUAGUUCUUCAUUGAAUAACAUAAAUAUGAAUAAGAAUUAUAGGAGGCAAAGAAUAAAGUGUUGAAUUUGAUUGAAGUAAUUUUAUUAUGAUAGCCAUUUUAGGAUAAUAAUGUAAUUAGAAGUUAGUUUGAGUAAUCUUUACAAAAAAUCGUUUUGUAAGAUAGAUAACUUGUGGAAUUUCAAUUAAUUAAAGAGUAAUUGGAAGAAACUAUAUAAUAUACAAGUUAGAAAAAAGAGGAAUAACUCAAAAGUAAGAAGAAAAAGAAAGUGUGGACAAUUCAAUCAUCAUUAAUGAAUAAAUAAUUAGAAAUAACUUAGAGAGAUUAUUAUGAACUUCUGUAGAUUAAACAGGAAGAAAUCUAGUUAUUGACUGCAUCAAUUGAAGACAUAAUCAUUAAUUAUAAUGUUUCCUAAAUCUUGUGA